AUGAAGAAAUCAAGUGUUGGUGACAGCGGGCUUUUUAAGGCACGUACCGUGUUUGCGGUUGAGCUCCAUCCAAGCACAAGUGCGAACGUUCUGGAUGGCGUGAAGGAGCAGCUAAACGCACUUCUAUUAAGAUAUGUCGAUGAAUUCAAUUCUGUGCUGAUUUCCUAUUCAAACGUUGAGAUACUUACCAAGAAGCCUGUCAUCCAUCCCUACUUCCCUUACUUCCAUCUCGAUGUCCGCGCGGAUGUCCUGGUCUUCAAGCCCACCCCUGGCAUGACUCUAGUGGGUAGGGUCAACCACAUUGGCGAGGAUUACAUCAGCGCCCUUGUCAUGGGCGUGUUCAACGUGACCAUUCCGGCGCGCAGCGUCAUGCAGGGACUGCAGUUCAUACGAGAGGAGUCCAAGUGGGUUCAUGAGAGUCAGCCACAACACCAAAUAGCGGAGCACAGCUACAUCGUAUUCAGAGUAGAGGA
Messenger RNA from Volvox carteri f. nagariensis, 473 nucleotides. RefSeq lists its product as uncharacterized. Lineage: Eukaryota; Viridiplantae; Chlorophyta; Chlorophyceae; Chlamydomonadales; Volvocaceae. The annotation marks the transcript as partial. The transcript is spliced from 5 exons. Gene Ontology annotation, cellular component: RNA polymerase I complex. Gene Ontology annotation, biological process: DNA-templated transcription initiation. The record is from RefSeq and is a predicted model, not a curated record.